Cotesia glomerata is the source of this 2500-nucleotide messenger RNA. RefSeq names its product mucin-5AC-like. Gene Ontology annotation, molecular function: chitin binding. NCBI's taxonomy places the organism in Eukaryota, Metazoa, Arthropoda, Insecta, Hymenoptera, Braconidae. Bases 140 to 2380 code for a protein of 746 amino acids. The record is from RefSeq and is a predicted model, not a curated record. Gene Ontology annotation, cellular component: extracellular region. The transcript has 3 exons.
UGAUAAGACAAUGCAACUUUAUAAAACCGCGAUCGUCUAACAACAAAUUCAGUUGAUAAUAAUUCUUACAGUAGUGAAUAUUUAGACAUAAUUAAUUAAUAAAUUUGUGCUUUAUUUUUUUUUUAUAAUUAAAAUAAAAAUGCAAAAUCAUUUUACGUUAACUACUAUCAUCCUGACAAUAAAACUGGUUAGCGCAUUCGCUGCCGACAAUGAAAUCCCAACAGAAUGUCCGCAAGUGGACCCGAUUAAUACAACCAUUCAUAUUGCUCACGAGCUUGACUGCUCAAAAUUUUAUGUCUGCUCGAACGGUCGUAAAAUCUUGAUGAUGUGUCCUCUGAUGGAUGGAGCUGGGAAUAGGCUGCAUUUCAACCCCAAGUUACAAGUUUGUGACUGGCCAUAUCGAGGUGGAUGCAAUGUAUCUACUAGUACGACUGCAGUACCUACGGAAGCGACAAGUGUAGACACAGAUAAUUCUACUGAGUGGGUAGUAACCACUGAGUCGACGGAAGCUAAUAACUCUUCAGAAAUAACAGAAGCUAUUACGGAAGUUAUUACAGAAUCAUCAACUAAUAAAGAAUCAACGGUAACUGUGUCUUCAGGAUCAAAUUCUACUGUUACACAAGCUACGACGACAUCUGCAUCAUCAACGGUUCAAGAAACUGAGAGUUCUUCUAAACCUUCUGAAUCAACAACUCAGGAACCUCCAACUAGUAAUUCUACAGAAACCGAAGCUCAGCCAUCAAUAACGACUCAAUCAACGGUCCAAGAAACUGAAACAACUUCUAAACCUUCAGAAUCAACGUCUGUCACAACUCAGGAACCUUCAGUGCCUAGUUCUACUGAAACAGAAGCUCAGCCAUCAAUAACAACCCAAUCAACGGUCCAAGAAACUGAAACAACUUCUAGACCUUCAGAAUCAACGUCUGUUACAACUCAGCAGCCUUCAGUGCCUAGUUCUGCCGAAACAGAAGCUCAACCAUCAGUAACAACUCAAUCAACGGUCCAAGGAACUGAAACAACUUCUAGACCUUCAGAAUCAACGUCUAUUACAACUCAGGAACCUCCAGCUACUAAUUUUACAGAAACAGAGGCUCAGCCAUCAAUAACAACUCAAUCAACGGUUCAAGAAACUGACCCAACUUCUGUAACUACUAAUCGACCGACAGAAUCAACAACUUUUUUAACAUCAUCAACAUCUCAAACCAUCACCACCAAUCUAAUGGAAACAACAAACACCACCAUCACUCAAAUCAUCAGCACCACCAUUCCCACCAUAAUCACCACCGAUGACUUUGAAUCCAAUAAAACAAUCUCCACACUGCCUACUCCACUUCCUAAAUGCACAUCAAGCGUAUCUGGAAUUUUAUAUCCACAUGAAUCUGACUGCUCUUUAUUCUACAACUGUGACCACGGAAAAUUAGUUCUAUUAAGUUGUGCCCAAGGACUCUAUUUCGAUGAACCUCGUCAAGUCUGUGUGUGGCCUCACGAAACCAAUUGCCAGAAAUCAACAUCACUUAAUCCUUCUACGACAAUUUCUUCCAUUUCUACAAUAAAAAUCACAACAUCAACAAACAUCUCAGACUUAUGUCCUGCUGACAAUUCAAACAAUGGAGCAUUGUAUCCCCACGAGUGUGUAUGUAGUAAAUUUUAUCUCUGCACUAACGGACAACUUGUUUUGAAUCAGUGUCCUGCUGGUUUGAAUUUUGAUUCCAAAUUGAACAUUUGUGAUUGGCCAGAAAACGUCCAAUGUCAGUCAUCUUCACCUUCAGUGUCUUCAACAACUGCCAAAUUGUCAACGACGACAUUGAGUAGUCUAGUGGAAACCAUAAAGCCCGUAGAGCCGAAUUCAACCGAGUCUGCUAAGUUAAUCGAUCAACCAGCGGUAUCAAAAUCUGAAUGCCCAGAAGAUGGAUCUGAACCACUGCUUCCUCAUGAAACUAAUUGUCGGCUUUACUACGACUGUAAAGACGGUGAAAAAUGGUUGAAAGAAUGUUCAUCUGGAUUAGAAUUCAAUCCUACGCUUCAAUUUUGCGAUCGACCUGAACUCGCUGGAUGCUCCAACUCGGAAAGCAAUCAGGAAACUACUGUACGAAAAAUUGAAACUUCUGAAGCAGUAAGUGAAACUUCUGAGCCAGUUGAUGAAUCAUCUACUUCCAAAAAUGAAACUUCUGCAUCAGAUACAUGUUUAAGACCUUGUCCCGCGGAUGAUCCUAUAGAUUAUACAGUUUUGGUUGAACAUCAAAACUGUUCGAAGUUCUGCAAAUGUAGCCAUGGGAUUCCCUACGUCUUAAACUGUCCAGCAGGCCUCCAAUUCAAUUCAUUGGAACAAACUUGUGAUUAUCCCGAGAGAGCUAAUUGUAACAGACAACCAGCUUAUUAAUUCUAUUCCAGUUAAAAAGUAUUUACAAAUCUGAUCUCUUAGAUUACAUAUAAGCUAGCAUUGCUAUUGUAAUUUAUUGACUUGAUUAUUUAUUUAUCUAAAUAUAUGAUUGAUGCAUAA